Messenger RNA from Phoenix dactylifera (date palm), 2250 nucleotides. The record is from RefSeq and is a predicted model, not a curated record. NCBI's taxonomy places the organism in Eukaryota, Viridiplantae, Streptophyta, Magnoliopsida, Arecales, Arecaceae.
AAUAUUUCAUUUAAAUUGCUUAAAAAAAUUAAGUCAAAAAUUGCCAAAAAUUAGGAAAUGAUUCAAUGAUUCCAUUUCGUUUUGAAAUUUUUAUAUGUUGUUGAUAUAUAAUUUAAUUUAAUUGCCAAAAAUUAGGAAAUGAUUCAAUGAUUCAAUGACAUUAACUGUUUUUUUACAGAAUUUAUAUAAUUUAUAAUUUAAUUAAUAAAUUUAAAAAUUAAUUUUUAAUUAAAAAAAAUAAAAAUUGAAAAAAUUAAUGUGGUCGUAGGAAUGGAGCCAUCAAGGAGAGGGCAACCCCAAGAGCGUAAUAUUGGCUGGGAGCAUGGGAAGAUGCUCGGUGAACGUCACCAGUUUCAGUGCAAUUAUUGCCACAAGUGCUUCAAAGGAGGAGGAGUAAACAGAUUAAAGCAGCACUUAGCCGGUAAUUCUCGUGAGAUAUCUGCAUGCUCGGAGUGCCCACCGACCAUCCGUCAGCUGAUGAGGAAAAACCUCGCUGAGAUCAAAGCAGCCAAGGAGAGGGCUGCCAAGCAGAAAGCGGAGGUGGAACGCCAAGCUGCAGAAGCACCUUCCUAUCACUUGAUGGAGUCACAGGAGGCCGAGGGUCCAGAUGAGGAGGAGGCACAGAUCCAGGCUGCCAUGCGGGCGAGUCUGGAUGAUCGAUGGCAGCAGGAGGAGGUGGCGAGGCAUCGGGCUCGAUUUGGGCCCUCGUUUUUUGAGUCGGGCGCCGGUUCUGGUGGAAGCAGACAAGAUCCAGAGUUUCAAAGGACAACAUCAGUCAGGAAGGGCGAGGGCAGAGGACGUAGCCGGAUUGCAUCUAUCCUGGGUGGUUUUGGUAGCCGAAAGAAGUCUUCCGGAGGGAUUCCACCAGGUGCGUCAAUCCAUGAUGUAGAUCCGCAUGCCUUCCCCAGAAGAGAUUCGAAGCAGCAAAGAGUAGACACAAUGUGGAAGAAGGAGAAGAAGAAGGAUAUGUGGCGAGCUAUUGGAUCCUGGUUCCACUUCAGCCACAUUCCAGCAAAUGCUGCAGACAAUACAUACUACAAGUCUGCCAUUUCUGCCAUACAGACUGCCGGUCCCGGUGUUGAUCCUCCAGGUCCGAGGAACAUCUACGGUGAGCUUCUUGACAACAAUAAGGAAGAGCUAGAGAAUUGGAUUGGUUCAUAUAAAAGCAAGUGGCCCACAUAUGGGCUCACUCUGAUGUGUGAUGGUUGGACCGGUCCGACAAAGCGGGCCAUCAUCAACUUUCUGACAUACUGUGAUACAAAGAUCUUCUUCCACAAGUCAGUUGAUGCUUCGGAUAAGGUGCACAACGCCUCAUACAUCCUCAGACUUAUGGAGGAGGUGAUUGAUCAGAUUAGAGAGGAGAAUAUCGUGCAGGUCGUCACUGAUAACGGACCGCAAUAUAAGUUGGCCGGGCAGGUCUUGAUGGAGCGGCGACCAAAAAUUUUCUGGACCCCAUGUGCUGCACAUUGCAUCGACCUCAUCCUGAUGGAUAUUGGAAAGAUCCGUAGGGUGCAACAUACGGUGGAGAUAGCCCAACGCAUCACCAGGUAUAUUUAUAGCCAUACUUGGGUUCUUUCAUUAAUGAGAAGGUAUGCAGGGGGAGAAAUUCUUAGACCAGGAGUCACACGGUUUGCUACGAAUUACAUUGCACUUGAUAGCCUUAUCGAGAAGAAAGGAGCCCUACGUCAGAUGUUUGUUAGUCCCGAGUGGCAGGAAAGUAGAUAUGCCCAGGCCGGCACUGAAGGAAGCAGGAUGGAAGACUUGGUAAGCAGGCAGUCAUUCUGGCAGCGGGCCAAUGCGAUAGUCAAGGCUAUCAAACCAUUAUAUGAAGUGCUGCGGGCCGUGGAUAGCGAGAGGUAUCCCCAGAUGGGCUUUUUGUAUCACAUGAUGGAGAAGGCAAAGGCUCAGAUCAUGGAGGCAGAUGUAGCCCAUGCCCAGGAGUACAUCGACAUCAUUGAGCGGCGGUGGGGAGCCCAAAUGUGUAGGGAAUUGCAUCUAGCAGGUAAGCGAUAAUAUUGAUAAUUAUACUGAUUGAUAUAUUUGUAUAGUUAUACUAAGAUGGUGUCAUCUAUGUGCAGCAUACUAUCUGAAUCUCCGGUUUCAGUACGAGAGUGGAAUUGGUAUGGAUGAUGAACUUCUUCAUGCUCUGCGUAAUGUUAUUUAUAAGAUGGAGCCUGAUCCAGAAGUCGCCGCGUUAUGUAUAGAAGAGACCAAAUUAUUUAGAGAGGGUAGCCACAGCUUUGGACAGCG